GCGAGCGGGAUCUUCACUGAGCAACACGCGAGAAUGAAACAAACUUUACGCACGCACACGUAGGGACAGAAGAAGGCAUCGGCGCACGGGGAAGGGAGAACUGACCAUUUUUCAUUGACCAGAACAAAAAUCUCCUCUCUUGUCCACAUCCAGUCACUGUUUUUGGUCACUACUCUGCCGCUCCUCCGGAGCUGAAGGCACAUUGCACUUGUACGGGAGAGUGUGUGGAUGGAACGCCGCUAAGGUGCUCAGUUAACACGGACUUCUAUCUUUUGAGUCUUGCCAUGGAAGUGUUGGUCAGACGCGGGGAAACGUGUGGACUGCAAGGAGGACAAGACGACUAAGUACCCCCAAAUUCUCAGACCGGUGUCCCACAUCCGAGCAGGGAUCAUGCCUGAUUCAUACGCUCUCCGCUGCACUGGACUUCCCAACUGACUGUUUCUCUCUGAAAUGUGCACUAUUUCUUCAAUUACAUCUGAACUCGCUUUGGUUUCUCAACUUUCUUAUACGGUGAAAGGGGGUCAAUGAUGAGCAUCACAGAGAAGGCCUGGUGUGGACUUGUUUAAUCCUGAACUUUGAAGCACAAACCCUGUCCACGGACCACCAGAGCCAUGGCAUGUGCUCUGUGGAAGUUACCCACCCUCUGCUGGUUCAUCCUUACCUUAGCCCAAGUCCACUCUACAGAGGGGUUUAGCCGGGCUGCCUUGCCGUUUGGCCUGGUGCGGAGGGAGCUGUCAUGUGAGGGCUACCCCAUUGACUUACGCUGUCCAGGAAGUGAUGUCAUCAUGAUCGAAAGUGCCAACUACGGCCGCACGGAUGACAAGAUCUGUGACGCCGACCCCUUCCAGAUGGAGAACAUCAACUGCUAUCUUCCAGACGCCUACAAGAUCAUGUCACAAAGAUGCAACAAUAGAACCCAGUGCAUUGUAAUCACAGGGUCGGACGUCUUCCCUGACCCCUGUCCAGGAACCUACAAGUACCUGGAGGUCCAGUAUGAGUGUGUCCCCUACAUUUUUCUUUGUCCUGGGACUCUGAAAGCUGUUGGUGAUCCUUCAUUUCUGUUUGAAGCGGAGCAACAAGCCGGCGCCUGGUGUAAAGACCCCCUUCAAGCCGGUGAUAAAAUCUACUUCAUGCCUUGGACUCCUUAUAGGACAGACACACUAAUAGAAUACUCCUCAUUGGAUGAUUUCCAAAACGCGAGGCAAACUAUCACGUACAAACUGCCCCACCGAGUAGACGGAACUGGAUUUGUGGUCUACGACGGCGCUGUGUUUUUCAAUAAGGAACGUACGCGCAACAUUGUGAAGUUUGACCUGCGGACUCGAAUCAAAAGUGGAGAAGCCAUCAUCAACAACGCCAAUUACCAUGACACAUCGCCGUACAAGUGGGGCGGAAAGACGGACAUCGAUUUGGCUGUGGAUGAAAAUGGCCUUUGGGUGAUUUACGCCACGGAGCAGAACAACGGCAUGAUGGUGAUCAGUCAGUUGAACCCUUACACCUUACGAUUCGAGGCAACUUGGGACACGGCCUAUGACAAACGCUCAGCUUCCAACGCGUUCAUGAUCUGUGGAGUUUUGUAUGUAGUGCGCUCGACCUACGAAGAUAAUGAGAGUGAAGUCAGCAAGAGCCUGAUUGAUUAUAUUUACAACACCAAACAGAACCACGGGGAAUAUGUAGACAUCCACUUUCCCAACCAGUACCAGUACAUCGCUGCAGUGGAUUACAAUCCCAGAGAUAAUCAGCUCUAUGUAUGGAAUAAUUUUUACGUCCUGAGAUACAAUCUGGAGUUUGGCCCACCUGAUCCAGCUCACGCAGCUCCCACAUUGUCUGAAACAGUCACGUCUCCUGUGCCCAUGAGGACCACCACCACCACCACAACAAGCACUGUGCACAGAGUGUCCGGCAACACCACGGUCACCACUGUCAUAAAGGGGGGCAACCGAGGAGCCGCCAAGCAACCCCCUCAAACCACCUCCCCUCCAACCACCCAGUCCUUACCCCUCCCUGUGCGCUUCUGUGAGGCCACGGAGAAGAGAGACAUCAUGUGGCCCCAGACCCAGAGGGGCAUGCUGGUGGAGCGGCCCUGCCCCAAGGGAACCAGAGGCACAGCGUCUUAUUUAUGUGUCCUCUCCACUGGGGCCUGGCACCCGAAGGGCCCUGAUCUCAGCAACUGCACCUCCCACUGGGUCAACCAAAUCGCCCAGAAGAUUCGGACCGGGGAGAAUGCGGCGAACUUGGCGAAUGAGCUCGCCAAGCACACCAAAGGGCCCAUCUACGCGGGCGACGUCAGCUCCUCCGUGCGUCUGAUGGAGCAGCUGGUGGACAUCCUGGACGCACAGCUGCAAGAACUCCGGCCAAGCGAGAAGGAUUCAGCAGGACGGAGCUUCAACAAGGCCAUAGUGGACACAGUGGACAACCUGCUCCGGCCAGAAGCUCUGAAGUCCUGGCAUGACAUGAACAGCACGGAGCAGACCCACGCAGCCACCAUGCUCCUGGACACUCUGGAGGAGGGGGCUUUUGUGCUCGCAGACAACCUCAUGGAGCCUGCUAUAGUCAAAGUACCAGCAGACAACAUCAUCUUGGACGUGUAUGUACUCAGCACCGACGGCCAAGUCCAGGAUUUUAAGUUUCCACAGUCGAGCAAAGGGGGGAUCUCCAUCCAGCUGUCAGCCAAUACAGUAAAACUCAACAGCCGUAAUGGAGUCGCCAAACUUGUCUUCGUGCUGUACAAAAACCUGGGCCAGUUCCUGAGCACUGAAAACGCCACGAUCAAAAUGGCCAAUGAGGUUUACGGGCGCAACGUCUCUGUGGCUGUCAACUCAGACAUCAUCGCUGCUUCAAUCAACAAGGAGUCCAGCCGCGUGUUCAUUAACGAGCCUGUGGUCUUCACCCUGGAGCACAUUGACAUGGAGCACUACUUCAACUCCAAUUGCUCGUUCUGGAAUUACUCGGAGCGGAGCAUGAUGGGAUACUGGUCGACUCAGGGCUGUAAACUGGUGGACUCCAACAAAACCCACACCACCUGCUCCUGUAGCCACCUCACCAACUUUGCAAUACUGAUGGCACACCGUCAACUGGCUGUGAACAACAGGGUGCACGAGCUGCUCCUGACGGUGAUCACGCGUGUGGGCAUCGUGGUGUCUCUGGUGUGUCUCAGUAUCAGUAUCUUCACCUUCUGCUUCUUCAGAGGCCUGCAGAGUGAUCGCAACACCAUCCACAAGAACCUGUGCAUCAACUUGUUCAUCGCAGAGCUCAUUUUCCUCAUUGGCAUCGACAUGACCGAACCCAGGAUCGGAUGUGCCAUCAUCGCGGGAAUUCUCCACUUCUUCUUCGUGGCUUCCUUCACCUGGAUGUGUCUGGAAGGGGUCCAGCUGUACCUCAUGCUCGUGGAGGUCUUUGAAAGCGAAUACUCUCGGAAAAAGUACUAUUACGUGUCUGGCUACCUCUUCCCCGCAAUAGUGGUCGGCGUGUCUGCUGCUAUCGACUAUGGGAGCUAUGGGACUAACAAAGCGUGCUGGCUAAGUGUGGAUAAUCAUUUCAUAUGGAGUUUCAUAGGACCUGUCACCUUUAUCAUCAUGCUCAACCUCAUCUUCCUGGUCAUCACAAUGUACAAAAUGGUGAAGCACUCCACCACCCUGAAACCAGACUCAAGUCGACUGGAGAAUAUAAAGUCUUGGGUGAUGGGUGCUUUCGCUCUGUUGUGUUUGCUGGGUCUGACGUGGUCCUUCGGCCUCUUCUUCAUCAACGAGGCCUCCAUCGUCAUGGCGUACCUCUUCACCAUCUUCAACACUUUCCAAGGAAUGUUCAUCUUCAUCUUCCACUGUCUUCUGCAGAAAAAGGUCCGCAAAGAGUACAGCAAGUGCUUCCGCCACACGUACUGCUGCGGAGGCCUGCCCACCGAGAACUCCCACAGCUCAGCCAAAACCUCCACCACCAGGACAAGUGCCAGAUACUCCUCUGGGACACAGAGUCGAAUCAGGAGAAUGUGGAAUGACACCGUAAGAAAGCAAUCGGAGUCCUCCUUUAUCUCAGGUGACAUCAACAGCACCUCCACCCUCAACCAAGGGCACUCACUGAACAACGUGGUGAGGGAUACAAGUGCAAUGGAUACACUACCGCUAAAUGGUAACUUUAACAAUAGCUACUCGCUACGCAACGGCGACUUUGGCGACAGUGUGCAGGUAGUAGACUGCGGCCUGAGUCUGGAUGACGCUGCCUUUGAGAAAAUGAUCAUCUCUGAAUUAGUACACAACAACCUGCGUGCCUGUAACAAGAGCCACCCACCCCCACCGCCCCCACAGCAGCAGCAGCAGCACCUGAGUUUACACCACCCGCCCCGGCCCCGCGCGCCCCCGCAGUACCACCACCGGCACCACACGGAGCGGGCUCCGCCGAGGGUGACCGUGGUGGGCGGCAGCAGCAGCGAGGACGACGCCAUCGUGGCCGACGCCACGUCCCUGGUGCACGACCCUGUGGGCCUGGAGCUGGAGGCUCCGCUCAUCCCCCAGAGAACUCACUCUCUCCUGUACGCCCCCCAGAGGAAGGGCAGGGCGGACGUGGACGAGGACACCUACACCACACAGCUCACCACCACCACCAACACAGAGGACAGCCCCCAGUCCCCUAACAGAGACUCACUAUACACGAGCAUGCCAAAUCUGAGGGACUCUCCUUUCCCCGAGAGCAGCCCUGACGUGGUGGACGACCUGUCCCCGUCCAAAAGGAGCGAGGCUGAGGACACUUUCUACAAGAGCAUGCCCAACCUGGGCUCCAGCAACCAGCUCCAGGCCUACUACCAGAUAGGCCGAGGGAGCAGUGAUGGCUAUAUUAUCCCCAUCAACAAAGAGGACUGCAUCCCCGAAGGCGACGUACGGGAAGGACAGAUGCAGUUAGUGACAAGCCUUUAAAUGUAUUGAAAUCAGCCCCGUCCCCUCGUCCUUUUGCAGCCCCUGCCUCUGAGAGGACACUCCAGUCAAGCUACCCGGGCGCAGGUUUUAUUUUUAACAGAGCUUAGCAGCCCCUGGGCAUCGCCACCUUUUGGAGCCUCACCUCCCCCAUCUGCGUUGCCAUCUCGAUUCAGACAUGCCACUCGACCCACUUUGUCCUCAGACCAACAGACUCUGAUGGCAUUGCAAAGUUCUAGACUGUACAUACAAUGCAGAGUGGAAUUUAAAUUUAAAGAGACAAACCAACUAUGUAUUUAAAUGUGCUGCUGCUGUUGAAUAAAUGAAUUUUAAAGUACAACAGUAAUAAACACUAAAAAGGCCAAAAACAUAAAAUGGUACACUGAAUCAGAAAUCUCCCAAUCUAAAGGCUGUACAUACAUUCACGUCCAUCUUUAUGAAAUCCUGGUUUUAUUGUAGACAAACAGCACACACGGAUCAGCACACGGACUCACAUAUUCCCUCAGACUUUUAAAGGUGUGGGAAUAUGCAGGCCCAGUCACUCCCAUCACAUGAAGUUUGGAUUGUAUAACCACUAGCAAUCAAGCCCCUGGCCUUAUAUUUUCUCAACUGUACAUUUGAACUGUUGUCGAGGAAAUUGCUAAAUGAUAUAUUUUGUUGUAUUGCUAGUGUAAAAAUCCUGGGAGACAGUAAAUACGGAGAAACCUUUUACUUUCAAAAUUUUAACAUUUGAGAGACUAUUGUGUAGAAGGUGCACAUAUGUUAAACAGCGUGUCUAUGGUUUUAACACUUCAUUCAUGGUAGUAGAUUUGAGAGUUUAGGAAAAUAUGGAAGGUCCAACAAAUGGCAUACUCACCUUAUCCACUUGUGAACAGUGUUUUGCUUACGCCCAUUUAAGACUAUUGCUUUGAUUUCUAGUGGCAUUAGUAGAAUGGGAUAAACAGGUUAUAGGGUGAAUUGUACGCAUUGCACAGUUUUUUUGUGUAACUUAACUUUAUACCGGAGCGACGGGAAGAGAGACUGAAACUGACUUGACAAUAAAAACGUUGCUUUGAUAAAUGUAGUUCUUCCACCAGGUUUGAACCGUUUUAAUUUAUUGAAAAACUUUCCAAAUGGACGGAAAAUGUGUGAAUAUUUUCCAGCACUGGUAUAUUUGCUGUACUGUAGCUCAUUUUUUAUGUAAACAUAUUACCAAGGGGCUCAUCACUUAAGACUGAUGUAAAU
This is a messenger RNA of Boleophthalmus pectinirostris (great blue-spotted mudskipper), 6128 nucleotides long. RefSeq names its product adhesion G protein-coupled receptor L2a (gene adgrl2a). Gene Ontology annotation, molecular function: carbohydrate binding; G protein-coupled receptor activity. Gene Ontology annotation, biological process: cell surface receptor signaling pathway; adenylate cyclase-activating G protein-coupled receptor signaling pathway; brain development. Bases 612 to 4907 code for a protein of 1431 amino acids. Lineage: Eukaryota; Metazoa; Chordata; Actinopteri; Gobiiformes; Gobiidae. The transcript is spliced from 20 exons. The record is from RefSeq and is a predicted model, not a curated record. Gene Ontology annotation, cellular component: neuron projection; membrane.